This is a messenger RNA of Lates calcarifer (barramundi perch), 2153 nucleotides long. RefSeq lists its product as uncharacterized. The coding region runs from base 132 to 1397 and encodes 421 amino acids. The record is from RefSeq and is a predicted model, not a curated record. NCBI's taxonomy places the organism in Eukaryota, Metazoa, Chordata, Actinopteri, Centropomidae. The transcript is spliced from 15 exons.
CUAUACUAUGUCUAUGUGGGUGUAUGUGUGGAGUGUGACCACAAUAAAAAAAAAAACCUUGAAUGAAAGAAAAUUAAUUAUUACACUACAGACUGGUUAAUUUAAAUGAGGAAAAACAUCUGACAUAUGACAUGAACAUCCCCGCCCCUUGCUUACGCAUUUCCCUGAACAGACUUCCUGCUUUGCUUCUAUUCUCACCUUCCACACGAAGCGUGUCCUUCGAUAAAAUGAGUUUUGUAAUAUCUAUUGUGGCUGUUUUGAUGAUAACAUCCUGUGUUAGCCCACUGGAAUAUUCUCAGAGAAAUGUUUCCUGCCAUGACAUCAAAACCCACAAUGGUUUCAAGUUCUCACAUGAAUGCUCUACUGCACUGGAGAUUUCAGCAUAUCACAAUGAGACUGCAAUUGCCACUGUUAAGAAUGACAUUUUCAAGCAUUUGCCAGCAGUGAUACACAUGGACAGCACCUCAGUUGUUACAAAAGAGUGCAGAGACCUGAAAUUAAUAUGCAUCAUUCGUAAUGGUGACAAGGUAAAAGAGAUCGUGCAGAUUUUAAAAACCACUGAAGAGAAUCCUGAUGAACCAUAUGUACCAUGGAGCACCAUCAUCUGUUUAACACUCGGUGGGGUUAUUGGGAUCACUGCUGUGCUUUCUUGCUGUUAUAUUUCUUGGAAAAAAGAAAUGAAGAAUCAGCAAGGACCAGCUACACCCUCUGGGUUUCUUAGAUACCUAGUGACUUGCUGUUUUCUCAGAAAGGGGAUUUCCCAGGGUCCAUUCUGCCCAGAGACAAGAGAAACUAGAAACCAUGCAGGAAGUGAAACCCAGGAAGACACAAAUGGUGAUUUGAGGAUUCAACCACGUGAUAUUAGCCUGAUUGAAAGAUCCUCUGCCAUUGAGUCACAUCAAAGCGGUGAAAAUGAGCAAGAUGGCACUCUUGAAGCUGUGUGUGUUCCCAGUAUUGAUUCAAAGACUGAUGGCGAGACUCCUCAUACCCAUAGUCUGGACCACAACUGGAACGACGAGGGAAUCCAGCCGACUAAAAAUGGAGGCAUAAGUGCUCCUGGUGAUAACAGAGCCUCUCAUCACCGAGCCAAGAACAGGAACUUGAGGGAUGAUCCAGGAGGAGUGAAUUACAACAAAAGAAAAGACCUUGUGCGGAUCAUGGAAGGGCACAAUGGAUGUGUUCAGUUUGACUGUGGUCCUGAGGUUCAUAAGACAGAAGGGCAACCGCUGCUGGUGAAUCGAGCUAACAUCCAAGCAUCCGACAAGACAGGUGAAGCCGUAUCUUUGGUGAACAAGCGCGACUUUGACCCAGACCAGGUCAGCAGGUGUUCUACUGUACCAGACACUGACGUGGAGUCAGCAACCAAGAUGAAGAACGAUAAAAUGCAAAAAUACUGAUAAUAAUAAUAAUAAUAAUAAUAAUAAUAAUAAUAAUAACCUAUAUCAUUAUUAUCACUCAUACAAAAUUAAGUAGUCUCACUGUCAAGGUAUUGGGUACAUUUACUGGCAGCUCCUAUAGAAUCAAGCACUUUUGUUGAAAUGAUCAGGUAACAUAUUCCUUUGAGCCAAUUAGAUUUAAAAUUAGAUGAACAUCAGUUAUUAUGUUUUCUAAUCAUUACAGCUGAUAAUUACCUGAUAUAAUGAUAACAAUAGUAAUAAUAAUAACAACACUGGGAUCUUUGUUACUGAGAAUAUUAAGUGCUUGGCUUGGCUGUUUUGGGUGAACCAAAAACAUGUCAGAAAAUGUACCCCAUACACAGUGGUGUAAUAUUAUAAAUAAUUUAAUAUCAUAAAUAAUUUAUUAUUUAUAUAUUAUAUUUAUAUUAAACAUAACAUAAUACAUAGCAUGAUUUUCUUUUCUUUUUAAGCUUUUUUAUAUAUUGGAUCAAUGUGAAGUUGGCCUGCUUUGCUCCAUUAUUGCCAUGUAAUCUAGAAACACGUUUAUUCUUAACACUCGUUUUACAACACCAUUAGCAAAAUGUUAUUCUGUAAUAGUCACAUUGCUUGUAUUAAACUGCAUUUAUUAAUUUAGAGCUCUUGUAAGUCUGAAUUUUUAUUUUAUGACUUAUAUACUCAGUUGCAUUGCUUUUGCUUUUUAUUUGAUCAAUUAAAAUAUGUUAUCAUGACAAUAAGUAUAUUAAAGUAUAUUAAAUU